This is a messenger RNA of Habropoda laboriosa, 2265 nucleotides long. Its product is annotated as prolyl 3-hydroxylase 2-like. The record is from RefSeq and is a predicted model, not a curated record. The coding region runs from base 37 to 2265 and encodes 742 amino acids. NCBI's taxonomy places the organism in Eukaryota, Metazoa, Arthropoda, Insecta, Hymenoptera, Apidae. Gene Ontology annotation, molecular function: iron ion binding; oxidoreductase activity, acting on paired donors, with incorporation or reduction of molecular oxygen; protein binding. Gene Ontology annotation, biological process: collagen metabolic process. The transcript has 11 exons.
CUCAGUACGAAUCGGGACGGAUGAGUAGUAUGCACGAUGAUGAGGCUCGUUAUACUCUUACUUCUCUGCGGUGCGAUCACCGGCAACAACGACACUUCGAACAACGUAAUCCCAGAGGAGGAACGGUUGGAUUUAGGGGAGCAAUACGUGGAGAACUGGUCCACGAAGAAUAGGACUCUGAACGAGCUCUUCGAGGAUGCUGUUCAGGCUUACCUCGAAGAUAACUGGGACCGCUGUAUCGACGAUUUCAACGCGGUUUCGCACGGGUAUAAGGUCUACAAGCGUAUGAUAGUAAAUUGUCGGAAAAAAUGCCGGUCGAAGGCUGAUGGCGAGGCACCGAUCUUUCCGGAGAAUAUUGACGAUUUGUACUUUUACGAAAAAAAAGUGAAAGAGACGCUGUGCCUUUUGAUGUGUAAUCACGAGUAUCGCGAGAUAGCCGGCGCGAAAGCGCUCAAGACACUGCCACGUGAGACUGAACAGAAAUUAAUCGACCAUCGAGUCUACGAGUACCUGCAUAUUUGUUACUAUCAGAGAAAACAAUAUCAAGACGCAGCUAACGCGCUAUUCACAUUCGUGAUCGCUUAUCCGGAUCACGAGGCUAGCAUAGAAACUUUAGUAGGCUACCUAGCACUGCCAGAGGUGCAAGCAGAUAAUGUUGUAAAUCUAGAAUCACCAGCUUAUGUCAGCGUCUACUUCAAUGCAGUCUCGGCUUACGAAAGCGAGGACUAUGCUGGAGCGGUAGGUCUUUUUGAAUCAUCGCUCAGCUUGUACUUGCAAGGAGAGGAUGAAUGCAGGUUCUAUUGUGAGGGUCCCUUUGAUCAGGGCUGGCAUCCAGAGUUCACUUCUUCCAUCGCCAAUCAUUUCGCGUACUGUUUGAAGUGUAAACGAACCUGCUCGGACAUACUGAACAACGUGAAUGGCGAUUUCCGAAAGGACAUGCUCAAGGAUCACUACGAUUAUUUACAAUUCUCUUAUUACAAACUUGGUGAUUUGAAGAAAGCCUGCACUGCUGUAGAGAGUUAUUUGCUCUUUGACCCAGUCGACGAAACUAUGCUGGAGAACAGAAAUUACUAUAGUGCUCAGCCAAAGGUCAAGGAAGAAUAUUUUACACCGAGACAGGAAGCUCUAAAUUAUGUGAAGAGACAGGAAUACGAGUUCAGCCUUCUUCGUUAUAUUUCCAAAGAGUUUUCAAUUAUAGACGCAAAGUACUUGAAGUCAAAGAAGAAGAAGGUACCAAAGAACGAGACGAAGGAUAGCAAAAAGAAGGAGCUAGGAAAGAAACCAGAUUUUGACGCAGCGUUACACCCACCACCGGGUCAUUCAUUAUCCUCUCACGCAAAUUUAUCAAGAUAUCUUUCUACGACUCGAGAGCAUCAUAGAUACAAGAUAAACGAUAGAAAGCAACCUAGGGUCAAGAACGAUGUUUAUCUAAUAGCGAAAGACAAAGAUCUCGACGGUAAAAAUCGCUAUGUAGCCGACGGUUUUCUCAACUCUACCGACUGUGAAUCUUUAAUGAAAUUUGCCUCUAUAAAUGCGGUGGAAGGGGAUGGAUACAGCGAGAACAAAAGUCCACAUUCGAAGUAUGAAAAAUUCGAAGGAAUAACUAUUGGAAGAACAGCCUUGAUGGUGUACUUCGGGCAAAUAGAUCGAAAAUGGUUAGAACUGCUUCUGGAGAAAACCGAGAAAGCCCGCGAGCACGUGGAAAGGUAUUUCGGACUACGUCGUCACCUGUAUUUCAGCUAUACUCAUUUGGUCUGCCGUACGGCUCUACCUGACUCUCCAGUGGAUCGUGACGACUUGAGUCAUCAAGUUCACGCAGACAAUUGUCUGUUGAGAGACAAAGAUACCUGUCUUCGCGAACGUCCUGCAUACGUCUGGAGGGAUUAUUCAGCGAUUUUAUACCUGAACGAUGAUUUCCAAGGUGGUGAAUUCUUUUUCGCCAAAGAUCGUGUGAUUCGAGAACUGGACUAUGUAGUUUCACCGCGUUGCGGACGUAUGGUGGCUUUCUCCGCUGGCGGAGAGAAUCUCCAUGGCGUGAGAGGUGUUAUACGAGGCAGAAGGUGUGCCUUGGCUCUUUGGUUCACUCAGGAUAAGAGAUAUUUGGAGUAUGAGAGGAUGCUGGCUUGGGCGGUGUUAAAAAGGGUGCGAUCGAUUGGACCACUUGAGGGAAAGAAUGUUCAGGUGCCUUUAAAAUACGAGGAUGUACUUGUCGAUUACGCUCACAACGAUGAAUCAUUGAGACAUUUCUUAAGAAAUUCUACAUAA